Messenger RNA from Paramecium octaurelia, 377 nucleotides. The record is from the annotation of a GenBank genome assembly. Lineage: Eukaryota; Ciliophora; Oligohymenophorea; Peniculida; Parameciidae.
UAAUGUCAGAAUUGGAAAGGAAUUAAAAAUAAAAAAAGCAAAGAAGUAACCACAGCCAUGGAAUAAUAAACAGAAUAAAAAUUUAUCUAAUCGACAUAAUAAUAGUAUUUAAAACAACUGAAAUUAGAUAGGAUGAGGCUAAACUUAAAAAAAAAAUUUUAAAUUAUUUUCCAAAAACUCAACAAAUCAAAAAAGUAGGUUAAAUUGAUCAAGUGAGAGAAAGCGCUAGAAAUAAUUAAACUAAAGUGAAAAAAAAUAUAUAAAUAUAAGCUAAAUUAGGAAUAAAUAAAAGAAGACUAGAUAUGAAAAUUCCAGUUAGUAUGAAUCAUCACCAUGAUAAAAAAAUCAAUAGAUAAUGGCUAAGAAAUCUCUUUUGA